Molecule: messenger RNA, 3654 nt
Organism: Phasianus colchicus (ring-necked pheasant)
Lineage: Eukaryota; Metazoa; Chordata; Aves; Galliformes; Phasianidae
Gene: ADRA1B
Product: adrenoceptor alpha 1B
Biological process (GO): regulation of vasoconstriction; phospholipase C-activating G protein-coupled receptor signaling pathway; cell-cell signaling
Cellular component (GO): plasma membrane
Molecular function (GO): alpha1-adrenergic receptor activity
Source: RefSeq, a predicted model, not a curated record
GCGCAGCCCCUGAGCGCAGGCAGCGGCUCCCGCAGAGCCCCGAACUGCUGACAAACCCCUCUCGGAGACGCACGUCAGAGCAGCUAACAGGGGCAUCCUUCCAACUGAACCACAAAUGCACGAGGGAAAACAGUAAACCUGUCUUUUAUUUCAGGGACCGUCACGAUCAAAACAGCUGCUUUCGACAUCCGGCCAAGAUUUCUGCCUGCUAAUUUCUGUUUAAACGAGUUGAUGUGAGAAAUUAAGCGAGUUUGAACAGGCUAUUAUUUCUGACAGGCUUCGGAGGACUUCACGCUGUGCAAGUCUUACGUGCUGAAAGCUAACAGCUUGCUGGAGAGAUGAGUUCUCAAUCCAAACCUGGCGGGGGCUUUGCAGCAACUUCUUGGGUGGAGAGAGAACUUCCAACUGAACUCAACCAUCUGCAUGUUGUGCACAGGAUCCAAUCAUAACCUGCUAUGGAGAAUUAUUUUUAAGAUGAGUACCUACCUUGCUGAGAAAUCCAAUUCAUCAAUACUUGGAUAUUUGAAAGUGUCUGCAUUAAAUAGCAGCAAUGUUUCUGCAAACAGCUCCAAUGAGACAACAAGCAACCUGGAUUUGCCUACCUUGGAUAUCAGUAGGGCGAUAACUGUGGGGCUCAUCCUAGGUGCCUUUAUACUCUUUGCUAUUAUAGGUAAUAUUUUGGUAAUUCUCUCUGUUGCUUGCAAUAGACAUUUAAGAAUCCCUACAAACUAUUUCAUAAUUAACCUUGCAAUAGCAGAUUUGUUGCUGAGUUUUACUGUCCUUCCAUUCUCUGCUACACUGGAAAUCCUUGGCUACUGGGUUUUGGGGAGGAUAUUUUGUGAUAUCUGGGCAGCAGUUGAUGUGCUCUGCUGUACAGCUUCUAUUUUAAGUCUAUGUGCAAUUUCCAUAGAUAGAUAUAUAGGAGUACGUUAUUCUCUCCAGUAUCCAACUUUGGUAACAAGAAGAAGAGCAAUUCUAGCUCUCCUAGGUGUCUGGGUCCUUUCCAUGGUAAUUUCGAUUGGACCUCUUUUGGGCUGGAAAGAACCAGCACCCAAGGAUGAGAAAGUGUGCCGCAUCACUGAAGAACCAUUCUACGCUUUGUUUUCUUCCUUGGGGUCAUUUUACAUUCCUUUAAUCGUCAUCCUCAUCAUGUACUGUCGGGUCUACAUAGUGGCUAAAAGGACUACAAAAAAUCUGGAAGCUGGGGUUAUGAAAGAAAUGUCCAACUCCAAGGAGCUGACGUUACGGAUCCAUUACAGGAACAUUCAUGAGGACACCUUAAGCAGCAACAAAUCCAAGGGUCACAAUUCCAGAAACUCCUUAGCUCUCAAACUUUUAAAAUUCUCUAGAGAAAAGAAGGCAGCCAAGACACUGGGAAUUGUGGUCGGCAUGUUUAUCUUGUGCUGGCUACCUUUCUUCAUUGUUCUGCCUCUAGGAUCCCUGUUUUCAGCUCUGAAGCCCCCUGAAAUAAUCUUCAAGGUGAUUUUUUGGCUUGGCUACUUUAACAGCUGCUUGAAUCCAAUCAUCUACCCUUGCUCAAGCAAAGAGUUCAAGAGAGCUUUCAUACAGAUUCUAAAAUGUCAGUGCCACCGUCGAAAGCAGUUGGGAUGGUGGGCCUACAGCUACAGGAACUGGAAUCGGUGCUCCUUUGAACACCCUCGGAAGGACUCUCUGGAAGACAGUGGGAGUUUCCUAAGUGGCAGUCAGAGGACAUUAUCUUCAGCAUCUCCCAGUCCUGGCUACCUGAGCAAAAUCACUCACCCGCAUAUGGAAAUGUGUACAUUCCAGGAAUGGAAAAACCCCAGCUCUUUCCUGAGCCCCUUACAAGAAGGCAGCAGUCAAAAGGACCCAUGCCAAUUCUUUACCUUCAAUCUCUUAACAGAGCGAAAUGGACACAUUGCUGCUAGCAGCCAAGCCUCCAGCAACGGGGACCAUGAGGACAUCUGUGACACAAUGAAUGGUAAAACUGACUGUAGUGCAAACAUCAUGCUGGAAUGAAUGGAUUCUAAUUAGUCCACACAGAUUCUGCUCUCUUCAUACACCAACCUCUGAUAUUUAUCCCAGGCGAAGAAAUGGACCAUUGCACAGUUCUCAGUAUGGCAUUAGAAGGAAGCCAGUGAGGAACAGGCAGAUUACUGUCACAAGAAUGGCAAAAUCUAGAGGCUAGCCAUAUUUCUAAUGAAUUGUUAAAGAUGCUACUGAAACAAAUAUGGAAUGCAGAGAAGUGGCUGGAUAAACCCAGGGCAGUACACAGCUAACUAUUCAGCUACUGUUGUAGUGCUAUAGAACAGCCAAGCACACAUGUAUAUAGAAAGAAUGUAUAAAUACAGGGGAGGGAGGGCAAGGGAAACGCGUAUGAAAGUUCGUGUGUACACGUGUGCUAGCUGCAUGUUUGGAUACUUGAGAGUGGAAGUGAGCAAUGCAGUUGUACAGUGUUGUUUGUACCUCUCCAGAGCACUAGCUGCUGCUGAUUUUGCCUGCAAAAUUCUGAUUGUUGCUGUACUUCAUGUACAUGAGCACUUUAGAAAUGGAAAACAACGUCAAAGAUUAAAGUAAUUUCGCAACAAUUUAAGCACUUGCACCUAUUACUAUGGAGCUGGAAUCCAAUCAAGUUCCCUCCUCAUAAUGUCAAUUUUAAAAUAAAACACAGCAGUUAAGUUUAAAGUUGUAACUCCUAGGAUGUUCUUGACACUAUGCAGUUGCUUAUUUGCCAUGAUUUCCUUAUUAUCAACAGUUGUGAAUUCCUCUAUACUUCACCAUGUUCUAUUUCAAAAGUUUGAAAAUACCAGCAAUGAUGAGAGCUCACACUCUACAUUUCAGCAUGUCCUGAAAAAUACACAGGCUAUGGAAGAUCUGAUUUAUAAAAGCAACACUCAAAUUCCUCCAAAUCCCUCAUAAACAGUGCUGUGAACAGAGCAGAAAAGAGCACUGACCUCUGGAGGACCAAAACCGAGCUUAAAGACAAAAAUGCUGAGCCGUUGGUCGUUUCAGCGCACUUUGAAAAUAGUACUGCUCUUAUAGAGUUGUUUUUUACUUUGCCAGUUAGAUAAAAAGAGAAAGUAUUAAAACAGUGCAGUAGUGAUAGAAUUUCACUGUCAUCGAUAGUUUUAAGCUCAGUAACACAGUACGUAACAUAGUUCUGGAGAAUAUCUUCAAGCUCGUUUUAGCUCAUGUUUGGAUUUCUCGUCUCUUGCAACCAAGGGUGAAUCACGAAACUAAUGACUGAUUUUUCUUUUAUUUGAAGUGGUAUGAAGUGUGAAAACAGGUAUUUACUCCUUCCUUCAGCUUUUCUUCUUAAGAAUUUUAGUGAUGCUUUCGUAUAGCUUGAAACAGAGAACAAACCAUGAAGAAAUGUACUAAAAACACUUUGGGACAAUUUAACAAUGUUAGGUCCCAAUGGAGAGCCAUUUCCUUUUGUUUCCUUAAAUGUGUAUUCACAAAUUAAGACAAUAGCGAUGGAUGCAGCUUGUGGUUAGAUGAAAUAUCUCCCAGUUCAGUCAGCAAAGAUAGGAAAGUCACAUUCCAAGAUCGUCUCGUGGUCAGAUGGGAUAGCGAGAACUACGUAAGUGCAUUCCGAGUCUACUCUGGUCCCAUUGCAGUUAAGGCAAAUCUCCUAUUUGAAUAGUUCCAUUUUGUUGUGAGGAGGGCUGUAAU